UGCCCAUGACCACCUGAGUCGAUAUUUCAGUGAAUGAAUAUCUUUUUCCGGCAAUGGAGAGUCUGUGUUCCUAGUACACUUUCCAGAAGGAUUAAAACAAGUGCCUUUACACACCUGCUUCAUAAUUAAGAAACAUUUUUAAAAAAACAUGGCAUCGUUUAUGAAUGAUCUGGCUUCAGCAACGCCAAGCUCUCAAAACCACAACGCAGCCAAUCUCACAGAACUGGAAUUGUUAGAGUUAGCUACGAAACUAUACCCUGACGAUUUUUUCAGACUUGGAGUAAGACUAGGAUUCGAAGAAUCCAGACUCAGCCACUUUAAACAUGACAACCCAAACAACAUUGAGGGCGCACUUUCAACAAUGCUAAUACGAUGGCGAAAGAAUCAAUCAGGGAAACCGUCUUUGAUCAGGCAGAGAUUAGCACACGCUUUAAAACACGUGCAACGUUUGGACUUGUCAGAGUCCGUUUAUCUACAAGAGGACGUCCUCCCAACAUUCAAGGAUAUAGGUUUAAAGGAGAACACUGGUGAAUGGCAUUUGGAUAAAACAAUCGCCCUUCCAACCGACAAAGCUGAGUGGAUGAAAGCAUGUAUAGCACUUCCUGGACGGCGCGUGGCUGUCGGAUACAGAUCUGGUAGCAUCGACAUCAUUGAUAUCGAGAAUGAUUUACGGGAAAGAAUUCUAGACCAACUGAAAAUCAGAAGUCUUGCUCAGUUGAGCGACGGAACCCUAGUCAUCUGCAACGACGAUGUCAAAUCAGUAAAGAUCUAUACAUGUACACUGGGAGGGAAGCACACAGUAGCAAAACCUUUGUACACCGUGAGACAGUCUGGUACGCACCGAUCGCUGAGCGUUGAUGCAGAGGACAACAUCUACCUCGGUUUGCGGGGGUUCAAACAAAUCGAGGUGGUUAAACCGAUCAGCGGUGCGUUGACGAAGACGAUCAAAACGGCUGUCGACCCAUGGAGCAUUGCCGUCAUGCGCACCGGAAAUAUUGCCAUAACGAAUUCCCUGAGAGGCACCGAAGAUGCAGUGUGUGUUCUUACCCAGGGCGGGGAUAUAGUUAGCAGGAUGCCAGGGGUCAAAGACGCCAGACAGUUCAUUGCGGUUGAUUCAAAGGACAGCAUCUAUGCCGCGAUAAAAGCAAAAAAUGGCAUGGUGAAGAUCAGAAAGUAUUCAGGUCAUGACGUUGAGGUCGUCACCGAAAAUGUGGAAUCUGUCACGAAGCGCCGUGACUGGAUUCAAUUGGCCUGUCUCUCCCCCAACGAGCUGGUGAUGUGUGAUGCUAAAUCAAUGUUCGUAUUUAAACAGUACUGAGAAUGUACGGUCCUAUCUCACUCAUCUGCGAGUGCUUAAUUGCGAACGUUGCAAAUUUGCAUUUGCCAACUUUUCUGACGAAUGUUUUUUUCGAAAAAUAGCGGCUUCUAGCGAUGUUUAGCGACAAUUAGCAACAUUUGAGAGCAUUUUAGCGAAAGUGUUUGCGAAA
This is a messenger RNA of Strongylocentrotus purpuratus (purple sea urchin), 1487 nucleotides long. RefSeq lists its product as uncharacterized. The transcript is spliced from 5 exons. NCBI's taxonomy places the organism in Eukaryota, Metazoa, Echinodermata, Echinoidea, Camarodonta, Strongylocentrotidae. Bases 149 to 1318 code for a protein of 389 amino acids. Gene Ontology annotation, biological process: signal transduction. Gene Ontology annotation, molecular function: protein binding. The record is from RefSeq and is a predicted model, not a curated record.